AUGCAUUCGAGGGUCCCCUCUUUCGAGCCACCUACCCUACCGUUCCGCACCCCAGUCAAACGCGCCCAAAAAGAAUUUCCACAGCCAGACCCAAAUCUGGUUCUGCGGCAACGUUUGCGCGAGAUGGCGCUGAAAGAUUUGCGUUCUGGAGCUACUCCUUUCCCUAUCCGUCCUCCUGCCCCGCCCAGGAACCAGUUGCACAAAAUGCCUAGCACUGUGACAAAAGAUCCCUUGGAUGAAGAGCCCCAAUUACCGAAUGUGCCUGGUGCCUGGCGUUGA
Penicillium odoratum is the source of this 279-nucleotide messenger RNA. RefSeq lists its product as uncharacterized. The transcript has a single exon. The record is from RefSeq and is a predicted model, not a curated record. Bases 1 to 279 code for a protein of 92 amino acids. NCBI's taxonomy places the organism in Eukaryota, Fungi, Ascomycota, Eurotiomycetes, Eurotiales, Aspergillaceae.